Molecule: messenger RNA, 3322 nt
Organism: Salvia miltiorrhiza (redroot sage)
Lineage: Eukaryota; Viridiplantae; Streptophyta; Magnoliopsida; Lamiales; Lamiaceae
Product: probable disease resistance protein At1g58602
Exons: 3
Coding region: 221-3043 (940 amino acids)
Biological process (GO): defense response to other organism
Molecular function (GO): ADP binding
Source: RefSeq, a predicted model, not a curated record
UUCACACUUUUCCCCACCAACGAAAGUAAAACCCCUCCCUCUUUCCUCACAGGACUCUCCAAGAACUAAUUUCUUUGUUCCAGAAUCCAAAUUCUUCGCAAUCUCCAUUGAUGAAUUUGUAUUCACCACAACGAGCUCCUUAUCCUUAUUCCUCUCUCUAUAUACUCUCACCAAUAGUAAAUCUAUUUUGCCAAAGAAAUUCGAGUUUGGAAUUGUUGUGAUGGCGGAAGCAGUGGUGUCGACUGCUCUGGAAACCUUGCGCGAUUUGUUGCUGGAAGAAGUAAAGUUUUUGUAUGGUGUGGGCGAUGAAGUGAAGGAGCUCGAGAUCCAGCUCAAAGAGAUGAAGUGUCUUCUCAAAGAUGCCGACAGAAGACGACAUGAAAGCGAAAUCAUUUUGAAUUGGAUCUGGGAGAUCAAAGAUCUUGUGUAUAGAGCCGAAGCUGCCAUUGAAAGACACGCAGCAUAUCAAGUGUCUUCGAGGAGAAGACGAGGACGAGGCCUCACACAGCUCAUCCGCAGAUGCAGUUGUAGUUUGGAAGAAUGCUACUCGAUCCACCAACUAGGCUCGGAGAUUUCACCAAUCAAAUCCCGUCUUGAAAGGAUAAACAAGGAAAUGUUAGAAAGUGGCAUAAAGAAGAACAUCAUCAACAAUCAAGAUGAAGGGGCCAACAACAGGGCAAGGAAGAGCUUCCCCGAAUUCGAGAUCGGAGAUUGUUUUGUGGGGAUGGAGAAUGAGCUGAAGCAGAUUGGUAAUCUCCUAAGGCAAGAGAAUGAGGAUCGAGUAAUUUCAGUGUGGGGAAUGGGGGGAUCAGGCAAGACCACCAUUGCCAAAAAGCUCUACGACGAGACCAAGGCCAGCUUUGAUCUUUCCGCAUGGGUUUGCAUUAGUCAGCAAUGUCAGAAUUUUCGAUCAGUUUGGGAGGAUGUUCUGAAGCAGCUACUGCCACAAACGAGGAAAGGUGUGAGCGAUGAUGGGCCACAAAUAAGAGAGGACGUUGUUCCAAAUCUGAGCGAGUGGGAGUUGAAGGAGCGAUUAUGCAAGAUACAAAGAGAGAAGCGUUGCCUCAUUGUUGUGGACGAUCUUUGGAAAGUUGCUGAUUGGAAUGAGUUGAAGCAUCCCUUCCUUGUCCAGAAUUUGCAAAGCAAAAUCUUGAUCACCACACGCGAAGAGGAAGUCGCAGAGAUUGGAUGCCCAGUAAAAGUUGGGCUUCUAAAAGAGGAAGAUGCUUUGGAACUACUCAAGAUGAAAGCCUUUCCAGAUGCCAACAUUCCAGAAUUUGCAUUGGAAGAAGAUUUUGAGAAAAUUGGGAAAGAAAUGGUGCGGAAAUGUGGGUAUUUGCCGUUAACAAUUUCUUUACUAGGAGGGAUCUUGAGAAAGAAAAAUUCAAUGAAGGAGUGGGAGUUAGUAAAUAAGGAUAUCAAAAAACACAUAUAUAGAGAUGAAAGUGAGAUUGAUGGAGUGCUGAAUUUAAGCUAUGAAAGUCUACCAUAUUAUUUGAAGCCUUGCUUUCUAUAUAUGGGUAUAUUUCAAGAGGACGAAGAUAUACAUGUUUGGAAUUUAUAUAGGAUGUGGAUAGCACAAGGCAUGAUUUCAUAUCAGAAUAUUGGAGAUAAGGACAAAACUUUAAUGGAAAUUGCCGAGCUCUACUUGGGUGAGUUGGCCUCCAGGUCCAUCGUCCAAGUUGAAAUUAAUUACGACGAUGGUGUCACACCUACCAGAAAAUAUAGGAUCUGCAAACUUCAUGAUGUAGUAAGAGAACUAUGUUUGAAACUGGGGAGAAGUGAGGAUUUUGGUGUGCAGAGUUUGGAGUAUCAAAUUGGGAAGCUACAGCAAGAUUCCUCGCACAGGAAAAUACGGCAUUUGGCUAUACAUUUCAGGAAAGAAGUUCAAGUGGAACCUGACGAGCUUACAGUUACUUGGGGAGAAGAUACUGGCGAACAUUUAAGGUCUCUUCAAAUGUUCAAUCACAUAAAGUCGGAUGUUGUUGUUGAGUUUCCCCCGCAAGGUAUCAUUAAUUUUCAGAAAUUCAAAUUGUUGAGAAAUCUAGGUAUGGUGGGAUUCAAAUUUGAAGGAAGAAAGUUAUCGAAAGGAAUCACUAGUCUUGUUCACCUUAGACGUUUGUGUUUAGAAGAAUGUGAAUUUGAUAAGCUACCAUUGUCCAUAAGGAAUCUGGUAUACAUGGAUACCCUUGAUUUAAGUGGUUCAUGGGAUGUUGGAGUUCCAAAUAUUUUUAAGGAGAUGCUACGUUUAAAACACUUGUUUCUUCCCGAUUAUCAUGUGGGAAAUAUUAGAAGUUAUCAAUUGACAUUGGACGAGGGAGUGGUUGAGUUGGAGACCCUAUUGGAGGUGGAUAGUAGAGUGCAUAAAUUAAAAUGUAUGAACAGAAUGAAGAAUCUACAGAGUUUCUCAACCAAAAUACAUGACAAUGAAAGCUUGUCAGCCAUGAUCGAUGCCAUUGCUAUCAUGGACAAGUUAAUAUAUUGUAGGGUUGAAAUCAAACGGGGUUGCGAGUUAGGAACAAAUGAGGAAGUGUUGAACAAGACAUUCACAUGUCCAAAUCUUCAUGAAUUGGGGAUUGAAGUUAAAUUAGGGAAUGUGCUAUCUGAGUGUCGGAGUGACUUCAUCAGCUCAAAACUUACGAGUUUGGAUCUGUCCAAAUGUGAGAUUGAGGAUGAUCCAAUGGGGAUACUGGGGACGCUUCCUUGCUUGACAGCGUUGUAUUUAUACUGGAAAUCAUUUCUCGGGGAGGAGAUGACGUGUCCAUCAAACAGUUUUCCUCGCCUCAAGAUGCUCUCUGUAUUUCAAUUACCAAAGUUGAGGGAGUUGAGAGUGGAGGCGGGAGCCAUGCCCCUUCUCUCUCAAUUAAGAAUCGCCUAUUGUGAAAGUCUGGAGAUGCUUCCAGAUGGAUUGAGUGGCAUUUCUACUCUUCGGGUACUGGAGAUUUAUGGAAUGCCGGAAUUGGGGAACAAGGUAUCGACAUCAGGAGAGGAUUUCCACAAAGUCAGCCAUGUCCCUUCAAUUAUCAUCCAAGAUGAUUUCUAGUCUAGUCUCCACCCGGGGUACUUUUCUUCGGCCGCCUUCGAGCUACAGUCUUGUUGUUCCAUGUCCCAAGUUUGCAGUCUUUUCUCUGCUUCUUAUCUCGCUAAUCACUUGUUUUUUUUUUUUUAAAUAAAUGUGUAUAUUUCUUUUCUUGUAUUAUUAAUCUGGUUGAUUCUGGACAAUUUAUUCUAGACUUGCUUAGUUCCAUAUGGAGUUGUUUUGGUAAGAUUUAUGAUCAGCCCCAUGAGCAUUUGUUUAUAAUUUCUGGAGAUUUAAGCUUUA